Molecule: messenger RNA, 699 nt
Organism: Ixodes scapularis (black-legged tick)
Lineage: Eukaryota; Metazoa; Arthropoda; Arachnida; Ixodida; Ixodidae
Product: nuclear apoptosis-inducing factor 1-like
Exons: 3
Coding region: 1-699 (232 amino acids)
Cellular component (GO): nucleus
Source: RefSeq, a predicted model, not a curated record
AUGGAUGUCGCCGGUCCACCACGGAUGCCUCCCAAGGUAAAGAAAUCAAAUUGGUUCGAAGAUGAUAAGUUUCAAUUGGUUUACGAAAUCGAGAAACGAAAACGUAUAAUUAAGAACAAAUUUAACAACAAUAUUACAAAAGCUGCUAAAAGAAAAGCGUGGCAGGAGAUCGCAUCCGUGAUGAAUUCGCGGCAUCCAUCGACGCUGCGCACUGUGCCGCAACUCAAAAGGCAGUGGCAAAACCUCAAAUCUCGCAGCCGCGCUGAACUGACCCUCUCGAAGAGAGCAGACUCCACGACCGGCGCAGGGCGCAACGACCACACGCCGACACCGCUGGCUGAGGCUGUGCUGGCGGUCAUCGGUUCCACAAGCCCCAACCUUCUGGGUAUCGAAGGAGGCAUAGACACCGACGAGGCCAGCACAGCAUCAGUCAGCGUGCAGCCAACUACUAACGAAGUGGUUGGAGAGGACCGAGUCCUCAGCUACGAAGUUGAAGUGGACCCCGGGGUCGCAUUCCUCGAGGUGCCAGAGUCCGAAGAAACCCUGGACUACGAGCCUCCGGACUGGCCGCUGGACGAGGAUGAGGCACUUGUGGAGCCUGGUGCAGCAGCUGCGCUGCUACUUCGGGAGGGGCCUCCUCCUGCGGCAGGGGACCGCCUGAGGCAGCAGCUGCUGCUGAAGGGCGACCGGCACCACUAG